Striga asiatica is the source of this 318-nucleotide messenger RNA. Lineage: Eukaryota; Viridiplantae; Streptophyta; Magnoliopsida; Lamiales; Orobanchaceae. The record is from the annotation of a GenBank genome assembly.
AUGAGUUCGAAAAGAGUCACCAAACAGAGCAAGUCGACAAGGUUCGUGUGCGGGCCGGUUCGGGCUGCUGCCCGAGCCUGGGAUUCAUAUGUAAAUUCCCUUGCGGGCCUGACUUGGCCCGUAACCCACGGCAGCACCAUGGGCUGCCCUAUGCCGCAUUUCUCAAGAGUGGAUGCAGAUAACAGAACCUUGGACGAGGAAUUGCGGGCUGUGAUGAGGCUCGCUGUAAAAUCCAUGCGCCCGCGAAAGCAAUGCGUCGUGCCUCUGGGCGGCAACUCAGUUUCUUUUGGGAGGAUUGAUGAGGACAGAGAGUGUUAA